Molecule: messenger RNA, 366 nt
Organism: Nothoprocta perdicaria
Lineage: Eukaryota; Metazoa; Chordata; Aves; Tinamiformes; Tinamidae
Gene: NRG4
Product: neuregulin 4
Exons: 4
Coding region: 19-366 (115 amino acids)
Biological process (GO): intracellular signal transduction; animal organ development; nervous system development
Molecular function (GO): chemorepellent activity
Source: RefSeq, a predicted model, not a curated record
AGUUGUGGCCAGAAUAAUAUGCGAACAGAUCAUGAAGAACUCUGUGGCACCAGUUAUGGAUCUUUUUGUCUAAAUGGAGGGAUUUGUUAUAUGAUCCCUACUGUAUCCAGUCCAUUCUGCAGGUGUAUUGAGAAUUACACAGGAGCCCGUUGUGAGGAAGUUUUGCUGCCCAGCAUCAAAUCCCAAACAAAAGGUGACCUGUUUGCAGUUUUCUUGGCUUCAGUUGUUCUCCUAGGAGUUCUUGUAAUUGGAACAUUCUACUUCCUUUGCAGGAGAGCUGCCGUUACGCGGAGGAGCCCAUCGGAGUGCGGCGCCAGCCUGGUUGAGACGACACGCAGCAAUGGCUGCAACAGUGAGUGCGUUUAA